Brachypodium distachyon (stiff brome) is the source of this 1053-nucleotide messenger RNA. Its product is annotated as zinc finger BED domain-containing protein RICESLEEPER 2. Gene Ontology annotation, molecular function: protein dimerization activity; DNA binding. The record is from RefSeq and is a predicted model, not a curated record. NCBI's taxonomy places the organism in Eukaryota, Viridiplantae, Streptophyta, Magnoliopsida, Poales, Poaceae. The transcript is spliced from 2 exons. The coding region runs from base 1 to 1053 and encodes 350 amino acids.
AUGGGCAAGAUUCGAGAGAGUGUGAAGUACAUUACGGUGUCUCAAGGUCGAGAGGAAAAGUUUGCUCAGAUUGUGAAACAGCAAGGCAUUACAUAUGGCAAGGGUCUGAUUCUUGAUGUUGCAACUAGGUGGAACACUUCCUACCUCAUGCUCAAUACAGCCAAGCAUUACAAGAGCGUGUUCGACUCUCUUGCUGUCCAAGAUGUGCAUUACACAUAUGCACCCACUUUUGAUGAAUGGGAAAGAGUGGAAGUAAUUUGUAGACUGUUGGAUGUAUUCUAUGAUGCAACAAAGGUCAUUUCUGGAUCGAAAUACCCCACAUCAAAUCUGCAUUUCCAUGAAUUUUGGAAGGUCAGGAUUAGAUUACAGAUUGAAGAAUCUGAAGUGGAUCCAUAUAUAUAUGACACUGUGAAGUACAUGAGAAAGAAAUUUGAGAAGUAUUGGAACCUAUCAUGGAUGGCAUUGUCAAUUCCUGUCAUUCUUGAUCCACAAUUCAAAUACCCCUUUUUUCAGUUUCGUUUCCAGCAAGCAUUUGGUGACAAUGCCCCAUCUCAAUUCUCUAAAGUGAAAAGCUUGUUUGGACAGAUGUUUGAUGAAUAUGCCGAAAUGAGCAACUCAGGGUCCACACAACAAGAAGGUGUUGAUAUUGGAAUGGGCACGGAUAAUAAUGACUCAUUGGCGGACUGGGAUCAUCACCUAAGUCUUACCACCACCUCUUCAAAUCUGGCACGGUCAGAGCUUGAUAGUUAUUUAAAAAAAACUCCUAUUACUCGAAGCGAUAAGUUCGAUAUUCUUAGUUGGUGGCAAAUGAAUUCGGUUGAAUUCCCAAUACUUGCCCGCAUGGCCCGCGAUAUUCUUGACGUUCCUGCUUCAACGGUGGCUUCCGAGUCGGCGUUCAGCACUGGCGGUAGAGUCAUUUCUGACUAUAGGAGUCGACUAACUCCUGAGGCAGCUGAGGCACUCAUAUGUUUGCAAGAUUGGUACAGAGCAUCAGGUUCAUCUGAGCUGACCAUGGAAUCAAUUGAUGACAUGCUUGGACAUGAAGGUAGUUGA